Molecule: messenger RNA, 1104 nt
Organism: Rotaria sordida
Lineage: Eukaryota; Metazoa; Rotifera; Eurotatoria; Philodinida; Philodinidae
Source: the annotation of a GenBank genome assembly
AUGUUCGUUCACCUUGCUAAACGUAUUGCUAUGCCAAAUGAUACACCAGUCACAAAAUGUGGUUGGAAUACAGUUGAUGGUUAUGUAUCAGCUGGUUGUGCUGAUGGUCUUGUUAAAGUUCUUAAAUUAGAAAUACCUGAAGUGGGUGAUGCACGUACACGUGGUGUUGCUGGCCAAGCACAAUUAACAAAAAAUCAAACAUUAGAAGGACAUGCAAGUGCUAUAUCAAGUAUAGCAUGGAAUGAACAAUUUGGAAAAUUAACAACAGCUGAUUCAAAUGGAACAGUUAUUGUUUGGGUUGAUGGACCACAAAAUGAAUUUGUACAAGACAUGCUUAAUAAUAGAACAAAAAAUCGUAUUAGUGAUAUGAAAUGGAAUUCAAACGGACAAAUGAUUUGUAUUGGUCAUGAAGAUGGAAAUGUGAUUAUUGGAUCGGUUGAAGGAUCAAGAAUAGCUGGAAAAAGUUUAAGAGAUAAUAAAUUAGCAAAAGUAGAGGUAUAAUGAAUAUUUUUCUAAUUUCACAAAAUAAAAAACAAUAGCAAAAGAGUACAAAUUCUUCGGAAAUUGAAUUCAACUUAUUUACAAUGAUAAAUACAUAUUGUUUAAAGAUUAUUGUGACUUACAAAUGAAGUCUUCCAACUGAUUAAGAGAACGUCCAUGAGGUCAUCGAGUAUACGAGAUACUCGAUAAAAAUUUUUUUUUUGCUCGUUCAAUGCAUCGAUGUCUAAAACCACUAAUCCUAAAAUUUUAGAUUUUAAUACCCUCCCUAUGAAAAAUUAACCGAUAUCGACUUUUAGCACUGUCACAACUUUUUGGAGAAAAACAAGAACAAAUAUUCUAUAGAAGAUGUACUAGUUUGUGUUUCAACAGAUCAUUUAAAUUUUUCGUAGUAUAUAAAGAAAGAUAGAGAAUUGAAAUUUAAACAAAAUAAGCUCUUUUUUUUCUACAAAAUGGUAAAAAAACCUUGACUUCGAUGAAAAACUGGUUUGACAUCUCCUCACUUUUUUCAUGGUUUUUUAGUAGAAAAAUGAACAUUUUAAUCAGUUUUCAUUGCCAAAGCACAAUGAUAAAGUAAAAUAAAUAUGAUAUCGGAAUCAGCGUCAU